GCUGCUUUUAUCAACCAAUCAAAUAUUUUCUUGACAGAUCCCAAAAGAUUCCUAGGCCAAUGGAGGGGGAAGCCCUAGAGCUUGUCUGCUCUUCUGGGAGGCAGAGCCUCUUGGGGGAGGGAGGGCAGAAGGGGAGUCCUGGGCAGUCGCCAGCUCAACCUGGCACUUGCUCCUCCUUGUCACUGUCAGGAUUUGUCUAGCGACCGUUCCCUGACAGGGGUGUGUUGGAGGGAGUCCUCUUUCUGACUGUCGAAAUGGUUAUCAAAGUAUUUGUUGCCACAUCUUCUGGGUCCAUAGCGAUUAGGAAGAAACAGCAAGAAGUGGUGGGCUUUUUGGAGGCGAAUAAAAUCGACUUUAAGGAAUUAGACAUAGCUGGAGACGAAGACAACAGGCGGUGGAUGAGAGAGAAUGUUCCUGGGGAGAAAAAACCUCAGAAUGGGAUUCCUUUGCCCCCCCAGAUCUUCAAUGAAGAGCAGUAUUGUGGGGAUUUUGACUCCUUCUUCUCUGCAAAAGAAGAGAAUAUUAUCUAUUCCUUCCUUGGCUUGGCUCCCCCUCCGGGCUCAAAGGUGGCAAAAUCACCGGAGGAAGCGUCUUCCCUUCCCAAUGGUGAUGUAGUGGGAGAGGCAGAGAGCACAGCAGAGGGGACAGAGAAGGCUGAAGAAGGCGGAGAAAGCGAGGCACAAGGAGAGGGCGCUGAAGGUGCGGGCGAGCUCCCCGAGUCCCCGGAGAAGGAAGAAGAGGGAGAGACCGCAGCAGAAGAGGCCGCAGACGUAACGAAGGAGGGAGCAGAAGGGGAAGCAGAGGAAGAGGAAGCUGAGGCGGGAGAAGAGGAGCCCGGAGAAGAAGAAGACUCUUAGGCCUUUUCCUGCCUAGUUCCUCGACUCUCCCAGAAAACCCACACCGAGAAGCAACAUUUCAAAUGUCUCCCCAUAAACCCCAUGAAGUGUUUUGGCCCAAAGCUAGCAUACCUGUCCCAGGAUGCCUGGGGUUCGUGGAGGAUUUCUACUUCUGACAUGGUUGAUGUACAUGAGUAUCUACUUAAUCAUAUCAAUAUGGAAUUAAAUGUGAAGAUGAUGUAUGCAUACUUUCAUGUGCUUUGCCUGAUGUUCUUGGCCUUGGCUUAACUUUUUCUGCAUGCAUGAAUAGACCUUCUUAUUAAUACUCUGAAAAAAAAAUGAUUUUAGGGACUAGAACUAACUUCUCUUUGUGUUCCAGCAGAAGAUUUUGUUGUACGUGGCCUACGCUACUAUCUGAGAUUAGCUUUGAAAAUGCAAGGCUUCCCAGAGAACUGUCAUAAAUAAAGAUUGAUAGCCAACA
Messenger RNA from Urocitellus parryii (Arctic ground squirrel), 1317 nucleotides. RefSeq names its product SH3 domain binding glutamate rich protein (gene Sh3bgr). The record is from RefSeq and is a predicted model, not a curated record. Gene Ontology annotation, cellular component: cytoplasm. NCBI's taxonomy places the organism in Eukaryota, Metazoa, Chordata, Mammalia, Rodentia, Sciuridae.